AUGACGUCGCAAGCAACAUCAUUCCAAGACUUGGUACAAGGGGGGAUUACUACUGUCACAUAUGUGAUUAAGAAGGAGACAAGGGAUGUCUACGCGUCGUACUUCAAGAAGUUCUGUGACUUUUGUAUCUCAAAUGAGUACCCAGACCCCGCAACGGCUCGGCAUUAUGAGUUGCCUUUGCUUCUUGUCACAUUCAUGGAAAGCGUAUCUGCAUCCGUCUCUGUAUCUAACAAAAUCGUUAAGAAGAUUCGGGCCGCAGAAGCGAACUUCUACGGCAGCUAUGAGCGCCGAAACGAAGCAGGUCCGGACAAGUGGAUAGUUAUUGCAGAUGAUCAAGGUAUCAAGUACGAACUCGGAAAUUUAUCCAAGGAUGCAUUUGUCCGGCAGUUUAUGCGUGGACUGAAGAAGCGAAAGAGUACUGAAUUGACACAUCGUUUGUGGUUUUUAACUGUGGCGGCGUUCGCUUUUUACGGCAUGUGCAGAAUAAAUGAAGUACUCAGUUUCCGGUGGAAGGAUCUCACCCUAAGCCUCACGCGACCGAGUGCUGCCGACCCUAGUGUGUCCAUUACCUAUGGCGUCUACAAGCUGGAAGGACGGAAGACAGACGUUGCAGAAGCGAAAACGGAUUACGAGUGGAGUGACAACGAUUACAUUUUCCCGGCACUGUCCAAGAUAUCGAAAAUGGGGUAA
Phytophthora infestans T30-4 is the source of this 690-nucleotide messenger RNA. RefSeq lists its product as uncharacterized. The record is from RefSeq and is a predicted model, not a curated record. Bases 1 to 690 code for a protein of 229 amino acids. The transcript has 4 exons. Lineage: Eukaryota; Oomycota; Peronosporomycetes; Peronosporales; Peronosporaceae.